AUGUCACUUGACUGGGUGAUACCAUGGCUCACACUCGGCCUUGUGAUAUCUGCACAGAUGACUGAGGUGAGUCCCUCUGACAACGAGCCGUUCUGCAGUACAUGGGGAAGCUAUCACUUUAAGACUUUCGAUGGAGGUUUCUUUCGGCUUCCCUCCACUUGUAACUACAUCCUCACGUCCCAGUGUGUGGAAAGCUAUGAGAAUUUCAAUAUUCAGCUCCAACGGCAGGAGACAAAUGGGCUCCCCACCAUCAAGAAGGUCACUAUGAAACUGGAGGGUGCCCUUGUGGAAUUAGACAACACUUCCAUCAAAGUCGAUAAUAAAUUUGUCACUACACCAUUCAGCCAGGUUGGCAUUUCAAUUGUACGAAGUGUCUCUUAUGUCAAAAUCAAGUCAAAGCUGGGAUUGAUCGUCAUGUGGAACGAAAAAGACUCCCUCUGGGUUGAGCUUGAUGAAAAAUUCAAAAAUCAGACUUGUGGCCUGUGUGGUGACUUCAACGGACUCCCAGUGUAUGAUGAGUUUUUAAAAAAAGACACCCAGGAGAUCAUCAGUCUUGAAUCUUAUGGUGAGGCCGCGAAAAUCAAUGGUCCUACUGAAAACUGUGAAGAAAACUCAGCCACACGGACUUGUAGAAAUCAGACAGACCUUUGUGAGAACAUCCUGUCAGGACCAGCAUUUGUUAGCUGUCAGAACCUGAUUGAUACCAACCCCUUCAUCAAUGCCUGUGUGAAGGACAUGUGCUACUGUAACAGCAGUACCUCAUGUUUGUGUUCAACCAUAUCGGAGUACUCCCGUCAGUGCGCUCAUGCAGGUGGGAAUCCGCAGCAAUGGAAGACCGCACAACUGUGUGCAAAAACAUGCCCUUUCAACAUGGAGUAUAAAGAAUGUGGUAGUCCCUGUACAGACACCUGCAGCAACCCUCAGAGAAGCCAAGUGUGUGACGAUCACUGCAUAGACGGAUGCUUCUGUCCAAAUGGGACUGUAUUUGAUGACAUUAAACAAAGUGGGUGUGUUCCCAUCGACCAGUGCUCCUGCUUACACAAUGGCAAGCCAUACAAACCAGGAGAAUCAUACUCGAGGCCAUGUAAAAACUGCACAUGUACCAAGGGUGAGUGGAGCUGUAAGGAUAUAGAUUGUCCUGGUAUUUGCUCUGUACUGGGUGGCUCGCAUAUCACCACCUAUGAUGAUAAAACAUACACUUUCCAUGGAGACUGCUCUUAUGUUCUCUCCAAGGAAACUAACGGGACUUUCAGUGUCCUUGGUGACCUGGUCAAAUGUGAACAAUCAGAUAAAUCAUCGUGCCUGGCUUCAGUCACUCUACUGCUGCCUAAACAAAUGCAGAUGAUUGUAGUUGAUGCCAACGGACAGGUGUCUUAUAACAAUUUGAUCUCUAAACUUCCCUCUUUCAUGAACAACAUAACAGUCUUCAGCCCAUCAACCUUCUUCAUUGUAAUCCACACUGCCUAUGGACUACAACUCGAGAUUCAGCUCACACCUGUUAUGCAGGUCUACAUAAAAGCCGAUGUUUCCAAUAAAAGAAAACUCAAUGGCCUUUGUGGAGAUUUUAAUGACGUGGAAGUUGAUGACUUCAAAACCACAAAUGGACUGAUUGAAAGAAUGGCUGCAACAUUUGCCAACACAUGGAAGACCAAAACAAGCUGCCUCGAUGUGACUAACAUACUUAAGGAUCCCUGCAAUUUAAGCAUAGACAAGGAGAAAUAUGCCAAAUACUGGUGCUCCUUGCUGUCAGACCCAAAAGGAAUGUUCUCAAAGUGCCAUUCUGAUGUGAACCCAGAAAACUAUGUAGCUUCUUGUAUUUACGAUACAUGCGCCUGUGAAAACAGUGAAGCGUGUAUGUGUGCUGCCAUCUCCUCCUAUGUACACGCAUGUGCUGCUGAAGGUGUCUCACUGUGUGGAUGGAGGAACACCACAUGUCAGAAAUACACGUCUGGCUGCCCUUCUACUUUUGUGUAUGGGUACCAAAUGACAAGCUGUGGUCGCACCUGUCGCUCUCUUAGUCAGUCAGACAAAACAUGUGAGGUUAAGUUUACCCCACUGGAUGGCUGCGGCUGUGCUGAAGGAACUUACCUCAAUCAGAAGCAAGUGUGUGUGUCGGCCUCACAUUGCCCAUGCUAUGUGGGAAACAUGGUGGUACACCCUGGGCAAUCCAUCAAGGUCCAUGGACAAACCUGGAGUGGCGGUGAAGAUGGUUCACUGGGCAGCAAGAAAGCCCUGGAGUUUACCUCCUGUUUGCCAUGCACCGAUCCAAUGGUUUUCUUCAACUGCUCAAGUGCAGCCCCAGGUGUGCCGGGAUCCGAGUGCCAAAAAAGCUGCCAGACACUGGACGCAGACUGUGUCAGUAAACAGUGUAUCUCAGGCUGUGUGUGUCCUGAUGGCCAGCUGUCAGAUGGUAAAGGAAACUGUAUUAAGGAAGAGGACUGUCCCUGCACAUAUAGUGGAGAAUACUAUAAUUCUGGACAAACUAUCACUGUGAACUGCAAUAACUGCACUUGCAAAAGCAGAAAAUGGGAGUGUACAGAUCAUGACUGUGAUGGGACCUGUACCAUUUAUGGAGAAGGGCAUUACAACACUUUUGAUGAAAAGAAAUUCUCCUUUAACGGGGAAUGUGGCUAUGUCUUCACUCAGGAUUACUGUGGGAACGAUACAAAUGGCACUUUCAGAGUCUUGACUGAGAGCAUCCCAUGUGGAACAACUGAAAGCAUCUGCUCCACUGCUAUCAAGCUCUACUUAGGGAAUAAGGAAAUUUUCCUCACAGAGGAAAAUAUCCAAGUUAUCGAACAAAGCAGCGGUGUGGACAUACCCUAUCAGAUCCACACUAUGGGUAUAUAUCUUGUCAUUGAGGCAAAUAAUGGUCUUGCUCUCAUUUGGAAUAAGAAGAAAACACUUAUGAUCAAACUCAGCUCCACAUUCAAGGGAAAAGUCUGCGGUCUGUGUGGGAAUUAUGAUGGGAAUAUCAAGAAUGAUUUCACCACCAGAAACAAAGAAGUUGUGGUUGAAACCCUUGAGUUUGGAAACAGCUGGAAAGUGACACCUACUUGCCCUGAUGCAAAAGCACUGAACAAUUCUUGUAGUCUGUACUCACACAGGCAGGCGUGGGCAUUAAAACGCUGCAGCAUUAUCAACAGUAAAGUAUUCGCUGCUUGCCAUUCAAAGGUGGAUCCAAAAAUCUAUCAUGAUGUCUGUGUAAGAGACACGUGUGGCUGCAAUACAGGAGGAGACUGUGAGUGUUUCUGCUCGGCUGUAGCAGCAUAUGCAGCAGCCUGUAAUGAGGCUGGCGCCUGUGUGAAAUGGAGAACUCCCACAAUCUGCCCUCUCUUCUGUGACUAUUACAACCCUGAUGGAGAGUGUGAAUGGCACUAUGAGUCCUGUGGAAAACCAUGCAUGAAGACAUGCAGGAAUCCCACAGGAAUGUGCUACAAUAAAAUUCCAGCAUUAGAAGGCUGCUAUCCAAGAUGCCCGCCUGAACAAUCAUAUUUGGAAGAAGUUACCAUGAAGUGUGUGACAAAGGAGGAAUGUGGCUGCUAUGAUGAUGUAGGGAAGCAUUUCAAAGAAGGGGCCCUUGUGCCUCCAAAGGAAAACUGUCAAAUAUGCAACAACAGAAACAACCAUCUCCCAACCAACCCCCGCAUCUACAACAGUCAUAGAAAAGUCCAGCACUACUGCUUCUACAACCACAGAAAACCCCACCACAACAACCACAAUCACAGAAACAUCUACUAUAAUAUCUACGGUGAAGACCAGUACCACAGCAACAACAGAAACAACUAUCACCCAACCAACCACCAAAUCUACAAUAGUCACAGAAAAGCCCAGCACUACUGCUUCUACAACCACAGAAAAUCCCACCACAACAAUCCCAAUAACAGAAACAUCUCCCACGAUAUCCACAGAAACACCCAGUACCACAACAAUAACAGAAACAACCAUCACCCAACCAACCACCAAAUCUACAACAGUCACAGAAAAGCCCAGCACUAUUGCUUCUACAUCCACAGAAAACCCCACCACAACAACCACAAUCACAGAAACAUCUACCACAAUAUCCACAGAAUCGCCCAGUACUACAGCAACAACAGAAACAACCAUCACCCAACCAACCACCAAAUCUACAACAGUUACAGAAAAUCCCACCUCUGCUGCUUCUACAACCACAGAAAACCCCACCACAACAACCACAAUCAUAGAAACAUCUACUUUAAUAUCUACGGUGAAGACCAGUACCACAGCAACAACAGAAACAACCAUCACCCAACCAACCACCAAAUCUACAACAGUCACAGAAAAGCCCAGCACUACUGCUUCUAUAACAACAGAAAACCCCACCAGAACAACCACAAUCACAGAAACAUCUACCACGAUAUCCACAGAAUCACCCAUAACAGAAAAGCCCAGCACUACUACUUCUACAACAACAGAAAACCCCACCACAACAACCACAAUCACAGAAACAUCUACCACGAUAUCCACAGAAUCACCCAGUACCACAGCAACAACAGAAACAACCAUCACCCAACCAACCCCUGCAUCUACAACAGUCAAAGAAAAGCCCAGCACUACUGCUUCUACAACCACAGAAAAUCCCACCACAAUAACCACAAUCACGGAAACAUCUACCACAAUAUCCACAGAAUCGCCCAGAACCACAGCAACAACAGAAACAACCAUCACCCAACCAACCACCAAAUCUACCACAGUCACAGAAAAGCCCACCUCUGCUGCUUCUACAACCACAGAAAACCCCACCACAACAACCACAAACACAGAAACAUCUACCACGAUAUCCACAGAAAAGCCAACUACAAUAUUCACAGAAAUACUCACAACCACAGAAAGGCCAACUGCAAUAACUACAACAGCCACCACAAAGCCUACUUCCACAGCACCAACUGUAGCUUCAUGUACAAUAAGACUGAUGGAGCAGUUAGCUCUGGCGCUACAACACAAAUUAGUUCAACGGCCAAUCCACUGGACUGUCCAUAUCUCACUCCACCUAGAAAGAAUACUGAGACCUGGAGUUCAACCAGAUGCACCACCGAAACGUGUGACAGUGGACGAGUAAUAACAGAACAUGUGCCAUGUAAACAAAUAGCACAGCCUGUGUGUGAAAAUGGGCACCCACCGGUGAGGGUUUACGAUGAAACAGGUUGUUGUUUCCACUACGAAUGCAGAUGUGUUUGCUCUGGCUGGGGAGAUCCUCAUUAUGUGACAUUUGAUGGCCAGUAUUACAGCUUUCAGAAAAAUUGCACGUAUGUCCUGGUCAAAGAGAUCAUUCCUCGACACAACUUUAAGAUCCAUAUCGACAACGAAAACUGUGAUGCCUCUGGGACUGUGACCUGUGCCAAAGCCUUGAUUGUGUAUUACAAAAAGUUUAAGAUUAUUCUCAGACAGGAGAGGGUCCCAAAGGUUCUGAACAUGGUGUACAUCAAUGGCAAGCAGGUAUUCCCAACCUACACUAACGAUGACCUCAUCAUAACAAGUACAGGAAUUGAGCUGCUUUUGAAAAUCCCAGCAAUUGAAGCAGUUGUGAUGUUCAAAGGGUUUUUAUUCAGUGUUGAAAUGCCAUUUUCCCUUUUCCACAACAACACGGAGGGACAGUGUGGUACCUGUGACAAUAACAGGAAAAAUGACUGCAGAUUACCAAAUGGAAAGAUUCAUCCUUCAUGCCCUGAAAUGGGACAUCAGUGGCGUGUACCAGAUAAGAAUAAGCCAUAUUGCAAGACAACUCCUCCUACACCAAAACCUCCACCACCUACAACAGAACCCUGCAACCCUGAAAUUUGUGAAAUUUUGAUGAGCAAGGUAUUUGAGGAAUGCCACAAGGUAAUGCAACCAGAACAAUAUUAUGAGGCCUGUAAAUUUGAUGUUUGCCACAUGCAAAAUUCCAGCAUCGGUUGUUCUAGUUUGGAGGUGUAUGCCAUCUUGUGCGCUCAAGAGUCUAUCUGUGUACCCUGGAGGAAUGCUACAAAUGGACAGUGUGAAUAUAAAUGUCCAGAAAACAAAGUCUACAAUCCUUGUGGGCCAACUGUUGUACCAACUUGCAACGCAAGAUAUAAUGAAAAUAAUGAAAAGAAAUGCAAGGGAGAAGGAAGCCACAAGAGCAAGUCUUGUAAAGAAUUCACUGAGGGAUGUUUCUGCCCAGAGGGGAUGACCUGGUUCAGUCCAAAAUCUGACGUCUGUGUCUCCUCCUGUUGUACUGGACCUAAUGGCAGUCCUAAACAGCUUGGUGAGACUUGGCAGAGUGGCUGUCAGCAGUGUGCUUGUGAUAAGGACACUCUGAGUGUUCAGUGCGAGCCUCUCACAUGUCCCACUCAAGAACCAAUAACCUGCACAGAGGAAGGAGAGGUGCUGGUGAACCGAACAGUGGACUGCUGUAGCAAACUGACAUGUGAAUGUGAAAAAAGACGCUGUUCGAUGUCAAAACCAAAGUGCCAACUUGGAUUUGAGUUGGAGAUCCAGUUCUCAAUUGACAGUUGCUGCCCCUCUUAUAUCUGUGUACCCAAAGGUGUCUGUGUCUUCAAUGAUAUUGAGUACAAGCCUGGUAUGAAUUUCUCCAAGAGCCCAUGUGAAUCAUGCCACUGUACUGAAACUCAAGAACCCAACAGCAAGUUGAACACCAUUGAUUGUGUUAUGAAAGAGUGUAUGACGGAUUGCCCAGAGGGCUAUGUGUAUGAAAACAAAACUGGACAAUGUUGUGGCUCAUGUAAGAAGACGAGCUGUGUUGUGGAGGUGCCUGGAUUCACUUCUCCGAUUAUUAUUAAACCUUCCCAGUCUUGGUCUCCACCAAAUGACAACUGUACUAAGUAUGAUUGUCAAAAGGUGAAGGAUGAGUUUAUAACCUCUCAAAACCAAACAACAUGUCCUGAAUUCGAUCCAGAGAACUGCAUUCCUGGAACUGAACAAAGUGACAAGAAUGGCUGUUGCAAAACUUGUACUUCUCGUCACAACUGUGAAAUGAAGAAGAACACUACCUAUCUGCAGACGAAGAACUGCAAGUCUGUUGUGGCAGUGGAAAUCACAACCUGUGAGGGAUCCUGUGGAGCGUCCUCAUCAAUGUACUCUGCAGAGCGCAAUAAUCUGAUGCAUUCAUGCUCAUGCUGUCAAGAAAUGGCCACUACUAAGAAGGAGGUGGAGAUGUUGUGCACUGAUGGCAGCAGGACACAGCACUCCUACAUUUCAUUUGGAGACCCCUGCAGUAAAAUCUUUGACCGGAACGGGACGCUCUGUCGCGUUAUAUCCAGCCGGAACACUUUGAGUGUAACACGCCGCUUGGCAGUCAUGUCGGCGUUGGAGUCGGGUCGCUCCGUGUUUGGAGAGUAG
This is a messenger RNA of Larimichthys crocea (large yellow croaker), 7338 nucleotides long. RefSeq names its product mucin 5d (gene muc5d). Lineage: Eukaryota; Metazoa; Chordata; Actinopteri; Sciaenidae. Gene Ontology annotation, molecular function: protein binding. The coding region runs from base 1 to 7338 and encodes 2445 amino acids. The transcript is spliced from 48 exons. Gene Ontology annotation, cellular component: extracellular matrix. The record is from RefSeq and is a predicted model, not a curated record.